Molecule: messenger RNA, 3301 nt
Organism: Ostrea edulis (European flat oyster)
Lineage: Eukaryota; Metazoa; Mollusca; Bivalvia; Ostreida; Ostreidae
Product: alpha-L-fucosidase-like
Exons: 8
Coding region: 61-1425 (454 amino acids)
Biological process (GO): glycoside catabolic process; fucose metabolic process
Cellular component (GO): lysosome
Molecular function (GO): alpha-L-fucosidase activity
Source: RefSeq, a predicted model, not a curated record
ACUUUGUAAAUGAAACCAAAAGGGUAAACAUUCGUGAUCACGAGACAACUACUUUGAACAAUGGAGCGACUUUUGUACUUCUUGAUUUGCUUUUGUAUAGUUGUUGGUCAAAAGUAUAAGCCUAACUGGGAGUCUCUGGAAACAAGGCCUCUUCCAUCGUGGUUCGAUCAAUCCAAAAUUGGCAUUUUGAUUACAUGGGGCGUAUAUUCAGUCCCAAGCAUCUACACGGAAUGGUUUUGGUAUGCAUGGAAGACGGAGAAGAUACCAGAAGUUGUGGACUUCAUGAACAAAUUUUAUCCACCUGAUUUUACCUAUGCAGAUUUUGCCCCGAUGCUGACCGCUGAAUUUUAUAACCCCGACGAAUGGGCUGACAUAUUUCAAGCUUCAGGGGCAAAGUAUGUUGUAUUGAUUACAAAACAACCUGAGGGUUUCUGCAAUUGGCCAUCCAAACAAGCAUUCAACUGGAAUUCCAUGGAUGUGGGGCCCAAUAGGGAUCUUGUUGGUGAGCUUGAACAGUCAAUAAGGAACCGGACAAACAUACACUUUGGACUGUAUUAUUGCCUGCUGGAGUGGUACCAUCCUUUGUACUUGAAGGAUAAAGCUAAUGGUUUCAGGACGCAGUCUUUUGUGGAGGCAAAAGUCAUGCCAGAGUUACAUGACAUAGUAAACCGGUACAAACCAGACAUAGUAUGGUCAGAUGGAAACUGGGAAGCAGACGACCAGUACUGGAAUGCCACUAACUUCCUGGCCUGGCUUUACAAUGAAAGCCCUGUGAAGGAUAAAGUAGUUGUGAAUGAUCGAUGGGGAAACAACACACAGUGUAAACAUGGAGGCUUCUUUGACUGUGAUGAUAAGUUUGAUCCAGGUAAACUUCAGAAGAGGAAAUGGGAGCAGGCCCGAGAAAUGGACAGAUAUUCUUGGGGUUUCCGUCGUAGAGCAAGAGUCGAUGAUUAUCUCUCCAUUAACCAGCUUCUUACUUACCUUGUCAAAACAGUCAGUUGUGGAGGAAACUUUUUGCUUAAUGUUGGUCCCACUAAAGAUGGUAUUAUUCCAACAAUUCAAGAAGAGAGACUCAGGCAGAUGGGAGCUUGGCUGUCUAUUAAUGGAGAAGCUAUCUAUGAAACAGAACCAUGGUCACAUCAAAAUGACACCAUUGCAGAGAACCUUUGGUACACAGCUAAAAUGGUCAGUGGAAAAGCAGUUGUGUAUGCCAUCCUCCUAGACUGGCCUAAAACAAACAUGCUGGUUUUAGGAGCUCCAGUUACUUCCCCUGGGACCACAGUAAGCAUGCUUGGUUACCAAGGUAACUUUGCAUGGAAAGGAAACCCAGGUACUGGAAUGGAGAUCCAGUUUCCCGUAAUACCAAUAGACCAAAUGCCAAACCUAGACGCCUGGGCUCUAAAAAUUACUGGCCUAACUAACUAACUGACUGAUGACUCUUAAUGAAAACACAUUAAAUAAACUCCACAUUAUGUGAUACUCAUUUUGUAUGUGUGUGUGGGAGAGAAAGAGAGAGAGAGCUUUUGAUAAUGCACUGUUGAAAUCCAGUUUUAUUAUUGUAAUAAGAAUUCUACAUAGCAGUGAUACAUGUUCCGUAUACCUCUAUGAUUGUGAUUUUGCAAGAUUUUUAUUAGGUCACUGAUGAUGAUAUUGUGUUUAACAAUUAGCAUACUUGAUUCUGAUAAAAUCCGGCCGAAUCGAACUAAGCUGAGUACCUGGCGACACGCUAGAAAUCAAAUGACCCGCCUACAGUACAGUAAUGAAAUUGUUGACCUUCUUUUGUAUAAACAUUAUUCGGCAAAGAAAUGACCAACAUAUUUACUAAUCAUGUUUAUUUCACCAGUGUAAAAAUUAAAAACAUUUUGACUUAGAAUAAGCAACUCUCGAUACUACUGUCUCCAAGGACGCCAGCUUGAAGCCGCCUUCGCCUAUCAAAAUUUUCCUGCUCAAUUAGCAACCUAGCAGGAUGAGUGCGCAAUUCUGGCUCACAGUCAAGUGUAUCUCCGAUUAACCUGGGUGCGCCGGAUCGUUAGAAUUAACUAUGCUAGAUACAACACAUUUUGGGGAGAUAACUCCAACCCACACUAUAAAAGGAAAACAAAUAGGCCACAUGGAAUGGGGCAAGGUGGCAAAAAUUAGGGUAGAAACAAAAACAAAAAUAUCUCAAUUUACAGAUAAAUAGAAAGGUCUGAUAUUGUUGUGUCGCCUGCGUUACGCAGUGGCGACAUAUAGGGAUCACUAUCCGUCGUCCUGCGUCGUCGUCGUCGUCACAAAAAAUUUCUGUCACAGUUUUCUCAAGAACCACAUGGGGCAACUCCCUGAUAUUUGGCACAGAGCAUCAGUGUGGCCAACUGUAUUGUGUAAGACAUUUUCGAAUCUGUCGCUUAUCAACUUCCUGUUUGCCGGGACUUAGAAUUUUUUACAGCAAAAAAAUUUCUGUCACAGUUUUCUCAAGAACCACAUGGGGCAACUCCCUGAUAUUUGGCACAGAGCAUCACUGUCGCCAACUGUAUUGUGUAAGACAUUUUCGAAUCUGUCGCUUAUCAACUUCCUGUUUGCCGGGACUUAGAAUUUUUUACAGCAAAAAAAAUUCGGUCACAGUUUUCUCAAAAACCACAUGGGGCAACUCCCUGAUAUUUGGCACAGAGCAUCACUGUGGCCAACUGUAUUGUGUAAGACAUUUUCGAAUCUGUCGCUUAUCAACUUCCUGUUUGCCGGGACUUAGAAUUUUUUACAGCAAAAAAAAUUCGGUCACAGUUUUCUCAAGAACCACAUGGGGCAACUCCCUGAUAUUUGGCACAGAGCAUCAGUGUGGCCAACUGUAUUGUGUAAGACAUUUUCGAAUCUGUUGCUUAUCAACUUCCUGUUUAGUGACAAAAACCAUUUCAAUAAUUUACUUUUUCAACAUUAUACGUGAUAUAUUACAUAUAGAAUGAACUAGCAGGCGACACAUGUCUUCCGGGGAAGACUUAAUACUGCGUUAGGAAUAUUUAAACUCCCAUGAAGGUAUUGCACUCUGUCCUUUAGAAAUGGGGGAGGGGUGGUCUGGACCCCCUGGUGGAUUGUCACAUGAAGCAUGAGAGAGAGUUUUAUAUACAACUGUAGCUGUGAUAUUUCACUCCACAACUCGAAGUAUACUAUAAAAGGGUUAUCUGUAUGUUCUAGAGUAACAAAUAUACAUUUAAGAAUACUUCUUAUAUAUCUAUUGUCAUGAUUUAAUUUAUAUAUAUAUAUAUAUAUACACAACACACAUGUAUAUAUAUGUGUGUUAAAUGACUUAAUAAAGUUUAUUCUGGCUAAA